UUAAGUAUGAGGAAAAUGGUGUUCAAAAGAAUACUUAAUUGCCGAGUGAAUGUGAGUGUUGUUUACAGUCCUGCAAGUCACCGGGAGUUCAGCCACUACUCUCUCAGCCUCUCACUCCAGCUCUCCUACACAGUCUCACGCGCCGCAGACAUGGAUUUGCAGUGCCUUAUUGGUAUGAAAUUCAAUGACUUUGUGCUGAUGGCAACAGACAUGAGUCAGCUCCAAAGGAUCAUGGUGCAGAAAUCAGAUGAUGACAAGAUGUAUCAGUUGUCAAGCCACCUGGUGAUGGCAGUGGCAGGUGAAGCAGGUGACACCACCCAGUUUGCAGAAUACAUUGCCAAGAACAUCCAGCUGUACAAGAUGCGCAAUGGUUAUGAACUGUCUCCCUCUGCUGCUGUACACUUCACCCGCCACACAUUAGCAACACAUCUUCGCUCUCGGGAACCUUACACAGUGAACCUUCUUAUGGGAGGUUAUGAUCCAAAGACUGAUGCAGCAGAGUUGUUCUACAUGGACUUCCUGGGUGCCUCAGUACCUGUCAAUUUCUAUGGGUUUGGAUAUGGUGGCAUGUUCACCUUGUCCAUCACUGACAGGGAGUAUAGACCAGACAUGACUGAGGAUGAAGCAUAUGAACUUAUGAAGAAGUGCAUAUCAGAGGUGAAGCGGAGAUUUAUUGUGAACCUGCCCAAGUUCCGGGUGAGACUCAUCUCCAAGGACGGACUGAAGGACCUACCUGUCAUUGUUGCUGAAGGGGAGGCAGCAUAGAGGUGCACACCUACACCAUUUUUCCUACCUGAUGUUAUCUUAGGGUUCUCCAGAAAAUAUCAUUUAAUCUUGAGGAAUGCAUAUGUCGUAGCCCUCAAAGUAACAAAAAGUUUCAAAUAAAUUAUUAAUGUUUGUUUUAAAAGGUUUUGAGAUAUCUUUAUUUCAUAACGGUCUUGAUAACAUCUCAAAAUAAAUUUUGUUAUGAUGCUUA
Messenger RNA from Scylla paramamosain (green mud crab), 976 nucleotides. RefSeq names its product proteasome subunit beta type-2-like. The record is from RefSeq and is a predicted model, not a curated record. Gene Ontology annotation, biological process: proteasomal protein catabolic process. Lineage: Eukaryota; Metazoa; Arthropoda; Malacostraca; Decapoda; Portunidae. The coding region runs from base 7 to 765 and encodes 252 amino acids. Gene Ontology annotation, cellular component: cytosol; proteasome core complex; nucleus. The transcript has 5 exons.